Molecule: messenger RNA, 2296 nt
Organism: Planococcus citri (citrus mealybug)
Lineage: Eukaryota; Metazoa; Arthropoda; Insecta; Hemiptera; Pseudococcidae
Product: tigger transposable element-derived protein 4-like
Exons: 1
Coding region: 40-1884 (614 amino acids)
Cellular component (GO): nucleus
Molecular function (GO): DNA binding
Source: RefSeq, a predicted model, not a curated record
CUGAAUAAAUUCAUUUGAAAUCUUUCAAUUUUUCAGCAGAUGUCUAAAAAAAAUGUGUUGUACGUAAGUACAUCAGUUCAUGUUGAAAGAAUAAUCGUGAUUGUUCGACUUGGCAGCGUUGUACCAGUAGGAGGAGCUGUCGUUGACCUCAAUACUGGUUAUUACGAGCCGGGUGAUGCUUCGCAUCUCGCUUCCACCUUUACCCUCGCAUUGCGUUCCUGUUAUAACGACCAUUAUUCGACGUCGACGAACCACACUGGCAUUCAGAUUCAGUUCGAAAGAAAAAGUUCGGUUAAAAUGUCGCGUCGCUCGUUCACGUUACAAGAAAAAAGACAAAUCUGUGCGCAAAUAAGCAACGGCGAGAAAAAUUCGGUGUUAUGUGUUAAGUACAAUGUAUCUUCAUCGACCAUUUCGACAAUAUGGAAAUAUCGUAACAAAUGGCUCAGUACAGACCACGCGUAUGCAUCGAAAAUCAAAAAACUACGGGAAUCACGUUAUGCAGACUUGGAUUACGCUCUAUUGCAAUGGUUCAAGAAUGAACGUGCUUCAGAUACUUCGAUUAGCGGACCUAUUCUACAAGAGAAAGCGAACGAAUUGGCUAAAUCAUUCGGAUUGCAAGGAUUCUCUUGUACUUCAUCUUGGAUACAAAGGUUUCGUGAAAGACAUGGUAUCUCAUCUAGUAAACCCGAAACGGAAUCUGGCACCGGAAUCGAUGCUUGCGAGGAUUGGCUGCAGAAUAUUUGGCCAACUACUCGUCAUGGAUUUGCCGACGAAGAUGUUUUUUAUGCCACGCAGACAGGUAUGCUUUACAAACUAACUCCAAAUGAACUUGCGAGGGAAGAUGAAUUAAAUCUGACGUCAGAUGAUCUAGUAUCGGUUUUGGUCUGCGUUAACAUGUCGGGAACAGAAAAGAGACCUCUGUUGGUCGUCGGCAAAUCGAAAAAACCUCCUUGGUUCGAAAACCUGAAAAAUUUUCCUGUUUGUUACGAAAGCGAUGCUCAAGCUAAGGUGACUUCGCCGAUUUUCGAAAACGUUCUCUAUGUCUGGGAUGAUGAGCUACGACAAGAGAAUAGAAAAAUUAUGCUGCUAGUCGAUAAUAGUCUGUCGUUCAGUUGUCCUGUGAUACCAUCGUGUAUUCAUGUAGUAGUUUCAUCUCCUGGUAUAACGUCAUCUUCAUCAGCAUGGAAAUCACCUACGGAUCGAUGCAUUUUGAAACACUUGAAGGGGCAUUACAGAAAGAUGCUAAUUUUAAAAAUAAUAGAGAACGUAGAACGAAACGUAGAAACCAAUAUUACCAUAUUCGAUGCCCUGAUUAUGUUGAAUAAAAGUUGGCAGAACAUUUCAUCUACUAUCAUUGACCAGUGUUUCAUCGAUUCAGGCUUGAAAAAACAUCCAUCAAAGCUCUUAAAUUCUUCUACAUCUGCAAUGCAGCCAAAAGAUGAUAUACGAGUAUUUCACGACUUACAAGUCCUUCUGCCUCGUGUCACGUCUUCGAAUGGUGUAAUUUCUGUUGACGAAUUCAUAAAUGCAGAUGUUAAAUUGAUGACAAAAAUUGAGCUGGGAAAUUUCAUCAGUUGUGGGACUUGUGAGCCUGACAGCGAUGCACCAGUUGCCAUCAAGAAAGAGCUAGACGAAGAUAGUGAUACGGAAAGAUAUGAUUCACCGGUCAUUAUAAAAGAGGAGGAUGAUGAAUUUAGUGAUGAAAAAGGUAUGGUGAAUGAUACCUUUGGAACCCCACCUAGUGUUGCAGAAGCAAGCGUUGCGUUGACUGUUCUGCAGUCAUAUUGUUUCACAAAUCUGGACUCGAGUUCAUUCAAUUACAUGGAAUGCUGCCUAAAAAGUCUGGAAAGUCAUUUAGAAAUUAAAUUUCAAGAUAACAGCUAGUAUUAGUUGGAAAUUUAUGUUCUUUUAUUGGUUUUUGUGAUUUUUUCGUUUCCUUGAACCAUUGGAAACAUUUUUUUUUGAUUUUUUUUUUGUAUCAUUGUACUUGAAUAAAAUAUUGAAAUAUUACUGUACUUUUUCACUUUGAAAUUUUUUCUAAACAUUUUUUCAUAUUUUUUCUAAAUAUAAGAAAAAAAGAUCAACAGUUUGAAGUUUUUUCAGUCAGAAUUUUUUUUUUUUUUGAAUUAGGUAUAUUUUAAAACAUUUUUUGGGAUGAUAUUUGUUUCAAAUUUUUAAACCUUUUUCUUGCUCCCUGAAACAUCAGACAUUCCUUCAAAUACCUUGAUAUUUGGCUGUAUCUACCUGAGUUGAAAAAAAAUGCCAAUCUUUGAAUCAGAGAAACACUGUACACCUU